Messenger RNA from Rhodofomes roseus, 2618 nucleotides. Its product is annotated as P-loop containing nucleoside triphosphate hydrolase protein. Bases 76 to 2490 code for a protein of 804 amino acids. The transcript is spliced from 6 exons. Gene Ontology annotation, cellular component: nucleus. Gene Ontology annotation, biological process: rRNA processing. Gene Ontology annotation, molecular function: nucleic acid binding; ATP binding; RNA helicase activity. Lineage: Eukaryota; Fungi; Basidiomycota; Agaricomycetes; Polyporales; Fomitopsidaceae. The record is from RefSeq and is a predicted model, not a curated record.
CUUACCCUGCACUCUCCGCUCACCCAACGCUCACCUCAACUUAUUUCAGACUACGAGACGACGAAAGAAAACGGGAUGGGCGAAGCAGGACCUUCUCGUACUGUAAAGCAAAAGUCAAAGAGGUCUUCCAAAUCGAAGAAUGGAGUACACUCUUCUAAGCUGCGCAAAGUCUCUGAGGCGAAGACGAUUGAAGCCUUAGAACAGGCUGCAUCACAAUUCGAGCCUCCUCCGGACCUGAAAGCGUUUGCGGACCUCCCAAUUUCGGACUACACCAAACGAGGUCUCAAGAAAGCUUACUUCACCGAGAUGACCGACAUUCAGGCGAAGAGUCUGCCUGUAUCGCUCAAAGGCAAGGAUGUCUUGGGCUCAGCAAGGACUGGAAGCGGCAAGACGCUAGCCUUCCUCGUCCCAGUUCUGGAGAUGCUGUAUCGAAAGAAGUGGGGCCCGCAGGAUGGUCUCGGGGCCUUGAUCAUAUCCCCUACACGGGAACUGGCAGUCCAGAUAUUCGACGUGCUACGCUCAAUAGGUGGUUAUCAUAGCUUCUCGGCAGGUCUGGUCAUUGGAGGAAAGAACCUGAAAGACGAAAGUGAGCGUCUCUCUCGAAUGAACAUCCUCGUCGCGACACCGGGUCGGCUUCUGCAACAUAUGGACCAGACCAUUGGGUUCGACUGCGAUAACCUCCAAACGCUCGUAUUGGACGAGGCCGACCGCAUCCUGGACAUGGGGUUCCACCGUACUCUCACUGCUCUCCUCUCCCAUCUGCCCAAGUCCCGACAAACCCUCUUGUUCUCGGCCACUCAGACUGACUCAGUCGCAUCUCUCGCCCGGCUUUCGCUGACCGACCCUGUCGCGAUUGGCGUAGCCGAAAGUUCGGCGUCUCUCGUCACUCCCGCAUCGCUCCAGCAGCACUAUGUCGUGACCGCACUCGACCAGAAGCUCUCCCUUCUCUGGUCGUUCCUCAAGUCGCACCUCCAAAACAAGACACUCGUAUUCCUGUCGAGUUGCAAGCAGGUCCGGUUCGUCUUCGAGACCUUUCGGCGGAUGCACCCGGGUGUACCCUUGCUUCAUCUCCACGGGAAACAGAAGCAGACAACGCGACUUGCGACGUUUCAGCGCUUCACGGGUAUGCAAAAGGCCGUUUUGUUCGCAACGGACGUCGCCGCACGCGGGCUUGACUUCCCUGCCAUCGACUGGGUCGUCCAGGUCGAUGCCCCAGAAGAUGCGGAGACGUAUGUACACCGCGUUGGACGCACGGCACGGUACGAGAGCGCAGGGCGUGCACUGCUGUUCUUGGUGCCGAGCGAGGAGGAAGGCAUGAAGGCGGUACUGGAGAAGAACGGGUUGAAGGUAGAAAAGAUCAAGAUUCGGGCGAGCAAGACGCAGAAUAUCGAGAACCAGCUGCAGAAUCUGGCCUUUCAGGAUCCCGAGAUCAAGUAUCUGGGGCAGCGAACGUUCGUCUCGUACCUACGCUCUAUCCACCUGCAAAAGGACAAGUCCAUAUUCAAGGUCGAUGAGCUGCCGGUGGAGCGCUUCGCCGAGUCCCUCGGUCUCCCGGGGAUGCCCAAAAUCAAAUUCCUGAGUAAGGAGCUGGCCAAGAAGAAGAAGAACGCGAGCCAUGCCGUCGCACUUGCCGAGUCCAAUGCUGCUCGCGAGGCACGGGUAAGCGAGGGAGAGGAGAGUGACGCCUCUAGCAGCAGUGCUGGCUCCGAAAACGAUAGCAGCGAGGCGAGUGACGAGGAGGACACGGGAAAUCAGCCGUCUGCGAAGGACGAAGACAAGGCGAACCGUGUACGGACGAAGUACGACCGGAUGUUUGAGCGCAAGAACCAGAACAUCCUCUCAGAGCACUACACCAAGCUCAUCGAGCACGCGGGUGGCUCCGACGAGGAGGACGACUUCAUCACCCUGAAGCGCGCGGACCACGAGCUCCCUGGGGACCCGUCUGCCCUGUCCGAGUCAGAGAACAUCUCGAAACGCAAGCAAAGGAUGGCGGUGUCCAAGAAGGCGAUUGCGAAGUACGGCCCGAAGGGCAGCAAGCUUGUGUUCGACGAUGAGGGCGGUGCGCACGAGAUCUACGAGAUGAAGGCACCAGAGGAGGUAUUUGGGGAGGGUAGCGCAGCGGUAAAGGCGGCAGGCAAGGUGUUCGUCGAGGGCGAGAGAGGCCGAAUGAAGGAGGCGGAUGUGAAGGACAAGGAGGAAGCGCGAGACAAGAAGAGGGAAAAGAAGAGGAAGAGGAAGGAGAGGGAGCGUGAGGAAAUGGGAUACGAUGCCGAUGGCGGCGGAGGAAUGGUUGCCACGCUUGAACCCGUGGACGAGGACGAUGGCUACGUCAGCCCGGAGUUCGAUCUGCCCUCAGAAUCUGAGGACGAGGCUCCUCCCGCCAAACGGAGUAAAGCCUCGACCAAUCAAGUCCGAAAGCGGGAUGCUGGCGCCACUACGCUCGAAGAGGAAGAAGAGUUGGCCUUGCAGCUCCUACGUAGUCGCCGAUAGGAUGAUGUUAUGCAUGCUCUCCAUGCAUGCGAUUACCAACUGCAGUAAUCACUGUCUCCUGCUCUUCACAAAGCUAAGCAAUCCACGCUUCCGCAUCAUGUAUGUCAUCAGCUUGUGAGUUCGGUUAC